AUGGAACAAGUUAGACGAUACACGUCAAAAGCUGAAGAUGUUCUUACUACAAUCUCUCAACCAUUGAAACCUCAUAUUCCUGUAAUUGCUCGUUUUCUCAUUGUGGUAACAUUUUUGGAAGACGCGUUUAGAAUAUUGUUUCAGUGGUCAGAGCAAAUAUUUUAUCUUGAAAGAAUUCGAGGAAUUCCGUGGGGAAUGUCACAAAUCUUCUUGGCGGGUAAUGUUAUUUUUAUGCUUGUAGGAUCUUUUUUUGUUAUUAGAAAAAAAUAUCCAGAAUAUGCGGUUGGAGGUCUUUUUAUGGUGGUGGUUGCUCAAUCGAUUGGAUAUGGUCUUUGGAAUGAAGUCAAUUUUUUAUUAAGAAGUCUUUCGGUAGUUGGUGGUUUAUUAAUGGUACUCUCCGACGCGUUUUCCAAAAAGAAAUCAGUUUUUGCUGAUUUACCACAAUUAUCCGAGAGAGAUCGUAAAACAUAUUUUCAAUUGGCUGGACGUGUUUUAUUGAUUUUCUUAUUCAUAGGUUUCAUUUUCCAUGGUGAAUAUUGGUCAGUUACUCGAGUUGUGGUUUCCUUGAUAGGUUUUGUGGCUUGUUUAAUGGUGGUAGUCGGUUUAAAGACCAAAUGGUCUGCAAUAUUUUUAGUUCUUUUCUUGUCAAUUUUCAAUUUACUUAUUAAUAAUUUCUGGUCGGUUCAUCACGCAAAUCCACAACGAGACUUUUUGAAAUAUGAUUUCUUUCAAACUCUUAGUAUUGUCGGAGGAUUAUUGUUAUUGGUAAAUAUGGGUCCAGGUGGAAUUUCCAUUGAUGAGAAGAAGAAAGAAUAUUAA
This is a messenger RNA of Diversispora eburnea, 819 nucleotides long. NCBI's taxonomy places the organism in Eukaryota, Fungi, Glomeromycota, Glomeromycetes, Diversisporales, Diversisporaceae. The record is from the annotation of a GenBank genome assembly.